AUGUCUGACAGCUUCGAUAUAGACGAUGACGAAUUUGCGGACUUUGCUUUCCUCCAGGAAUUGGAUGCGAUAGAAGCCGCAAGCCAACAGCCAGUGUCGAAACCAGCUCGACCAGCUCCUGUUGCGAAUGCAACUUCGAAUGCAACUUCAAAUGUACCUGUGCCGUCUGCUGGUCCUAGAUUUAAACCAGCACUUCGAAAUCAUCCAUCUUCUGAUGAAUUCGAUGGCUCGUUUGAUGUUGAUGCAGAAGAACUCGACAGACUUGAUGCCUUCAUUGCGGAUUCUUAUGCAGGCAAGGCACAGCCCGUAGCUGGGCCUAGCCGUACGCGUCAAACGACACUGGAUGGGCGAACGCUUCCUAAUUCUCCUAUUGAGAAGUCACAGCCGAAGAGGUCGUUCUCGAGGACGAAGUCGGCAGGAAACGGCGAGCAGAAAGCUAAAACUUGGGAUCGUACUGGCUUUUCGGAGACAGGCUUCCGUUCAACCAAGAAGAAAGGGAAGGGGAAGGGGAAGGGGAAGGGGAAGGAGAAGGAGAAAGAAAAGAGUGUUCCUGGCGGUGAAAAUAUUGACGAUGACUUUAAUGGCGAAGAAAUGGAGUUUGAGCAAUUCCCUUCGCCUUACGUUGAUGUUGGUCCACCGCCUCCGAUGAAACUUAAACCAGACUUGUUGAACGCUAAAGACUGGGUGUUUCCGUUGAAUCGGCCGCGAAGAGACUACCAAUUCAAUAUUGCAAAGAAGUGUCUCUUCCAGAACACCUUGGUGGCCUUACCAACUGGGUUAGGGAAGACGUUCAUAGCUGGGGUUGUGAUGCUCAACUAUUACAGGUGGUUUCCUGACGGUAAAAUCGUCUUCGUAGCCCCCACAAAACCUCUUGUUGCACAACAAGUAACUGCCUGUCAUGAUGUUUGCGGAAUACCGGGUAGCGACGCUGCCUUGUUGACCGGAGAAGUGCAGAAGCAUAAGAGGAGUUAUGCUUGGGCACAGAAACGUGUGAUAUACAUGACUCCUCAGACUCUGGUAAAUGACUUGGUUUCAGGCCUUGCAGAUCCUCUUGACAUCGUACUAUUGGUGAUAGACGAGGCUCACAGGGGAACUGGUGAUUACGCAUAUGCUCAAGUCGUGCGGUACAUGAUGGCCAAGAAUCCACACUUUCGUAUUCUCGCGCUUACUGCGACGCCAGGCAAUAAUCCCGAAGCUGUGCAAGCAAUUGUUGAUUCGCUGCAUAUAAGUCACAUUGAGAUUAGGAAUGAAUCAAGCUUCGACCUUCAGCGAUACAUCUUCAAAAAGGAAAUUCAAGUACGUGUGAUAAAGAUGGGCGAAUCGGUUCUUACGAUUCAGCGACUGUUGUGCAAAAUCACUGAUCCACUCCUAGACAGAGCUCGAAAAGCAGGCAUUGUAUAUGCCAGAAAUGCCAUGUCGCUCCACCCUUAUUCGUGCGUGGCGGGCUCGCAGAAGCUUGCAACUAGCAAGUCAGCCAAAGCCAGGUGGAUGUUUUCCUACCUUCGCGUACUCGGUAGCCUAGCGAGGGCGAUGGGGAACUUGAUGGAAUCAAGCGUUUCUGUUUGCUAUCGUUCGCUGAAGGACCUUAAGGAGAACUUGAAGAGUGGCGAGAAAAACGAUGACAAGGAAGUGAAUCUCCUCAGAAAUCCGGACUUCAUCAAGCUCAUGGAGGAAUGCGAGCGCCAACAAGCAUUGGGUUUUGCACCUCAUCCGAAAAUGAAGGCUCUAGUUGAAAUUAUCAUGGAUCACUUCAAUACUCCACCGAGUAACCCAGAAACGCCUGCACCUGGAGAGAGCACUGAGGCUGCGUCUUCGAGCACGAAAGUCAUGAUCUUCGUCGGGCUGAGGGAGGUUAUCGAUGAAGUGGUCGAUGUAUUGGAUCAGUACAAACCUAUGCUUCGGGCGACGCGUUUUGUUGGGCAAGGGAUAGACAAGAAGGGCAAAAAGGGAUUGGCACAGGCGAAGCAACUUGAGACAAUACAAAAGUUCAAGGAUGGAGAAUAUAACAUCCUUGUUUCGACUUCUGUUGGCGAAGAGGGCUUGGAUAUUGGGGAGAUCGAUAGGAUCAUUUGCUACGAUUCCUCAAAGAGUUCUAUCCAAAUGCUGCAACGUGUAGGUCGAACAGGGCGCAAGAGAACUGGAUAUGUUGACGUCUUGCUCGCCGAAGAGAGAGAAGAAAGGAACUGGGACAAGUCCAAGGAGAAUUAUGCAGACGUGCAAGACACAAUCAUCAGCGGCAACCAGCUCGAGCUUUAUACAGAUGCAGAGCGACUCUUACCAGAUAAUAUCGAACCAUCUUGUUUACAGAUCACUAUGCCGAUCGAAAAGUACAUGCCAGACACGAAGGAUUCACCAGCGCGUGGAAAGGGAGCCACUGUAAAGAAGAGGAAACGGAACGACGACAUAAAUCGGAAUAUUCCUCUCGGUGCGUCCAUGGGUUUCGUAUCCGCGUCCAAGCUUCGACCGAAGGCGAAGAAGGGGAAGAAAACGAAGGAUAUGGACGAUUCAGACCUCGAGGACGACAGCGAUGACGAAGAAAUCGCAAAUGGAUUGCACGCCCGUGCCUCCAAGUCCAAAAAGAAAUCCAAAAAGUCCAAUGACACAAAACGCAAGCCCAGCCAACGCAACCUGGUGGAUAUGCUGAAGGCCCCAAUACCUGAUCGUCUUGAUGACGACUCAGAUGACUUGGACAUCCAGAAAGGGCUUAAAAGCGAAAGCGAGUCAACAAGUAGUAGUGAACCAUCAGUACCAAAAAGACCCAAGAAACGGAAAGCAAUAGUCUCCUCUUCAUCUUCGGACGACGAGCCCAAAAGAUCCAGUGCCGAAUCAGGACCGAGUUCGUCAGGAGCGACGAUAGCAUCUGCGAAAACAGGGCACGAGCGAAGGACGUCUGGAUGGUUGCUGGAAAGCGGCUCCGAAGCAGAGACUUCUCGGCAUCUGGUUUCCGAGAAACUCAAGCCUGCCAGUGGAGGUGUGCAUUUCCGAAGUGCAAAGUCGUUAGGCGUGAUCGAGACCGUUAGCUCGCCAGAACCGCUUGCGGAGCAAAUUCCUGGCCCGAGCUCACCUGUACUUGCAACAAACAAAAAGGUAGACGAUGGUUCUCAAGCCAGCCCCGAGCCGACAUUCGCCUUCCGUAGACCCACCAAAAGAAAACUAGCAGCUCCCCCCUCCUCACCAACCGUCGAGCAAAACGAAGCACCACGCCGUCUCGUCCGACGCCGUUCACCAUCACCACCACCAUCUGCACCAUUAGCACCAGGAACACCAAUGGGUCCUCCUCCUGUCCCUCAACCUCAAGACAUCCGCAACAACAACCAACCCAAGAAGAAAAAACCCAAACUCAAAAUGUCAGACAACCCUGCCCUCUUCGACGUUGAAGCCGAACAUUCCGGCUCAGAAGUCAGCUCAGGAGGGGAGAACGACGACGCCUCUUCAAUCCUCGACAUGCUCGAAUCCUCAUCCGACCGUCGUUUCCUCGAAGAACUCCCCGAAACUCAAGCCUCUCCCUCAUACAACCAAACAGCUGCAUACCGCAUGAGCUUAAUGACACAAGCACCUACUAUAGACAACGACGGUAACGGUACUGGUGGUUCUACUGGCCCACAAUUCAAGACUAGGCCCAAGAGAGUUGGGGCAUUUGCGGGAGGGAGGACGCAGGUCCUUCCUAAACCUGCUGAUUGGAAUUCUUCUUCACCUGUGAGAGGGAGUGAGCCUGAUGAGUAUCAGAUGGGGAGUUUUGUGGUCAAUGAUGAUGAUGAUGCGAUUCUUUAUGAGCAGUCUAGUGAAGUGUAG
Molecule: messenger RNA, 3792 nt
Organism: Fomitiporia mediterranea MF3/22
Lineage: Eukaryota; Fungi; Basidiomycota; Agaricomycetes; Hymenochaetales; Hymenochaetaceae
Product: P-loop containing nucleoside triphosphate hydrolase protein
Exons: 12
Coding region: 1-3792 (1263 amino acids)
Biological process (GO): double-strand break repair via synthesis-dependent strand annealing; replication fork reversal; interstrand cross-link repair
Molecular function (GO): four-way junction helicase activity; four-way junction DNA binding; ATP binding
Source: RefSeq, a predicted model, not a curated record